CUUGGUGUUCAUAUGUUUUUAUAAAUUGUUUUAAAGUACCUGUUCGCAGGCUGGAAGUGUUUUUCUAGGGAGAAAUAUGUAAUCAUGACGAAUAUUAACUGAAUAUAACAGAGAGUAAAGAUUAUAGACUUUGCAUAAAAGACUGCAAGUUUAUCGUCUUAAAUUUUCUCUUUAGCAUAUUGCAUGCUUAUUUCACGGAUAGAAUUAGUCAUGUGUUGCUUGUGAACAAAGCAAAAGCUUAUCGAAAUUGUUUUGCUCUUAUACAUAAUAUAUUAAAGUGCUUUGGUUGUUGAGCGUUUGCUAUUUUGAUUAGUAUUUCGCUUAUGUCAAGGGUAUUAGAGUUUCUGGUUUUGCAAGCGUAGAAAUGAACAAAACAGACCUGUCAAUUCGUCGAGAUUCAGGAAAUUCAGGCACAGCUAGCUCGCCCACAGAAGACACACUUAGCCCUACCAAGACGACGCUCGACUACUCGAGAAAGCAAGAAACUAAAAAGAAUGUUUCUGUCGCUGUUCCCGGCGUGAUGAAACCAAAAGCACCGAUAAAGAAGAAAAAAGUUGCUCCUACCAUCGAUGUAAAAGAUGAAAUAUCGAAAUGUCGCGAAAAAGGCUCAACUCGACUCGAUCUGAGCAAAGCUGGGAUUCACCAUCUUCCUAAAGACAUAAAAGAGUUGAAGAAGUUGACCGAGCUUUUUGUAUAUGGCAACAAACUGGAAUCACUUCCCAUUGAAAUUGGCACGUUGAACCAUUUAAAUACUUUGGCAUUAAAUGAAAAUAGUCUGACUACCUUACCAGAUAACCUUGUAAAUUUGUCUAGUCUAAAAGUGCUAGAUCUGCGACACAAUAAACUCAAAGAGAUUCCUAGUGUAGUUUAUGAACUUGUAUCAUUAACUGUCCUUUAUUUGCGUUUCAACCGCAUCACCUAUGUUGAUCCUGCCAUCUCUAAUUUAAGGCUCAUUACAAAAUUGAGUCUGCGAGAAAAUAAAAUUCGUGAGAUUCCAUGUGAAAUAGGUUAUCUUAUCCAUCUUAUGACAUUAGAUGUUUCUCAUAACCAUCUUGAGCUUAUACCUCAAGAAAUUGGCAAUUGUAUCAAAAUGAUAUCAUUGGAUUUACAACAUAAUGAGUUAUUGGCCUUGCCUGAUUCCUUGGGAAAUCUUAUUGCUUUGACACGUUUGGGGCUGAGAUAUAAUCAACUGUCAACAAUUCCACAUACUUUGGCAAAUUGUACGUUUUUGGAGGAAUUUAACAUUGAAGGAAAUCAUGUAACCGAAUUACCAGGAAGUCUCUUGGCAAAUUUCAAACAACUAAACUCAGUAACAUUGUCUCGAAACAAAUUUGUUAAUUUUCCAUCUGGUCCUCCAAAGCAACUGGAAACUGUCACAUCCUUCAAUUUGGAUCAUAAUUCUAUACAAAAAAUUCCUUUUGGGAUUUUAUGUCGUGCAAAAUAUCUGUGCAAACUGGAUCUAAGUAACAACGUUAUUUUAUCUCUGCCUGUUGAUUUUGGUACAUGGACAACUCUUGUUGAGUUGAACCUUGGAACAAACCAAAUUACUAAAAUAAAUGAUGAUAUUCAUUCUUUGGCGAAUCUUGAAGUUUUAAAUUUGAGCAAUAACUUACUUAAGAAACUACCUCGUGGUAUUGGUGCUUUAAAAAAACUGAAGACACUUGAUGUGGAAGAAAAUCAAUUGGAAAGUCUGCCUACGGAAAUAGAGUAUUUAAAAAGUUUAGAGAUCUUAAAUGCACAAUCUAAUCGUUUACAGACACUUCCUAGAUCAAUAGGUUACCUGAGCAACCUUACGAAACUUAGUAUUGGUGAAAACGUUAUAUCUUAUAUUCCUGAAGAAAUAGGAACUCUAGAAAGUUUAGAGCAAUUGUAUUUGAAUGAUAAUGAAAAUCUUCAUUAUUUACCCUACGAACUGGCGCUUUGUUCCUCUCUUCAAAUUAUGAGUAUCGAGAACUGUCCACUUUCUCAGUAUCCCCCGGAAAUUGUAGUUGGUGGUCCAUCUAUGGUCAUUCAGUACCUUCGUUUUCAAGGACCUUAUCGUGUGAUGUCAAAUGAUCCUAACCAGGUACCCGUGUCUGAUCUCUAGUCGUUCGUCAUCUGUUUGGUGAUGUAAGUGCAUGUUGUGUGGAGGAAUGAAUCUGGAAAAUGCUUCCAGUAGAUUGUUUUUAUAGUGGUUUUACGAGUCUUAAGGGUGAUAAAAAAGAGCCACUGGUUGGCUGGAAGAAACAAUAGUAUGUAAAAGUUAGCGGUCAUUUUUCAACAUGCAGUAAUAAUCAUGUUGUUGAGGAUGAUGGCUGCAAAAUAAAAUCCAUUUUUCCAUCUACUAAUUUAAUACCUCCUUAGAUUUAUGAAUAUUGUUCUACUGUAGAUCAUUACACAAUGUUCUGUGCUAAGUUUGUCUGCGAAUAUCAUGGGAAAGAUAUCAGAAAAAAAACGAAGAUGAUAUUUAUUCUGUUUUAGUUUCACUCCUUUUAUUCACAGACGAGAGUAGUUGUUCAACACAGCUUUCAAUAGGUUUAACAAGAGUUAAAAAUUGUGGUAAUCUUUGAGCUAAGGACGUUGUUGUUUUGUUGUGAUCAACUGUAGAUACAUGUGUAUGAUGUAGAAAUUUUUUAAAUUUGUUGUAACCGUAGCGUACAUUAAAGGAUUGUAUAUUUUGUGAUGGAUAUGUAUGUUUUAUUGUAUUACAAUAAAACUUUACUUGUACAUAGCUGUAGCAUUUUCAAAACGAAAAAAAGCAAUUUAGAUCAAAAAAUAGAAUACUUAUUCAAAA
This is a messenger RNA of Xenia sp. Carnegie-2017, 2773 nucleotides long. RefSeq names its product leucine-rich repeat protein soc-2 homolog. The record is from RefSeq and is a predicted model, not a curated record. The coding region runs from base 365 to 2086 and encodes 573 amino acids. NCBI's taxonomy places the organism in Eukaryota, Metazoa, Cnidaria, Anthozoa, Malacalcyonacea, Xeniidae. Gene Ontology annotation, molecular function: protein binding. The transcript is spliced from 20 exons.